Molecule: messenger RNA, 3583 nt
Organism: Bursaphelenchus okinawaensis
Lineage: Eukaryota; Metazoa; Nematoda; Chromadorea; Rhabditida; Aphelenchoididae
Source: the annotation of a GenBank genome assembly
AUGAAUGGAUGGCUAAAAUACUUUGGCGACUUUGGAGCUGUUCUUGGGGUAAGAAUUCUGUUUACUAUAAUCUAGACAAAAUAUUUACUAAAUGCCACAGAACAUAUUAAUUUUCAUAUACUUUUUAUUAUAAAGUCGUAAAAAAUUUGCAUUUUAUAUUUUAAAACAGCUAUAUAAAACUUUUUUUCGACUUAAAAUACGGUAGGAGUACUGUAAAAUUUUAGUUUUUGAAACCAUUUUGACAAGAAAAAAAAAUGUUAGGCAUAAUUAUUUGAACACCCUCAUUCAAUUAUUUUUAUUUAAAACUUCAGGUAAUUCUAAUCAUAAACACGGCUGGUUACUGUUUAUCGACCCAAGUCUGUUGUCUCUUCUACCGUUUUGCUGUCUUACAAAACUCGCAGUGGUGGAUGGACCUAGUCUUAUCAACUAAAUCAUGGGUAAACGCCUACCUAAUAUCUCUCUCCGUUAGCAUCUUAUCAUUUGUAAUUUUUGCUCCACUACAACCUCCACAAGUAAUGGUAAAAGAAUAUGUUCGACAGGAUGCAAUAAAGUUUAACUAUCCACAACCACUGCCUAAUAUGGACAAUGACAUUUUUCUGUAUAUUGACUAUAGAAGUGACUAUGUUGUUGCUGCUGCGAUUUUCGUUGGAGUUGGAUUUUUCCUGGCUGAAACUGUAUCAAUCGGGUGUGUGUUAGUUUUACUGAAGUUGUUGGACAAGAAGAAGGAAUGUUUUACGAGAAUGACGUAUAAACUGCAUCGACAACUUACUAUUGCACUGGGCGUUCAGGUAACGAUUUUUAUUGAAAAUUUUGUUUUCUGAGCCACAUAUUACUAGGGAAGUGCACCAAAUGAAAAGCAAACUUUGCAGCUGCUAACACCGUUUCUGUUUAUUAUCCUACCGGUAUCAUACGGCACGAUUGAUAUCAUACGCGGUAAUAUGUGGAAUGAAAAAGCCAGAUUACUUGUAAACUGGAUAGAACUUUAUGGAUUUUUAAAUUCUCUGGUUACAUUAUACUUUGUCAAACCGUACCGAACAUUUUUGGUCUCUAAAUUCUGCGAAUUUCUUCGAUUUACGACUUGUAACAAAUUGGGAAAACGCCGUGAUACUAUAGUUUUGAUGCCUGAAACUACAAUAUCAUCUAAUUACAGGUCUUCUAUAUAAAAGCAUAACUUUAGAUGCAAAUAAAAGAAAAUGUACUUAAAUUGGAAAAACUAUUUUGUGCUGGUCAAAAACAAAAAAGUCUUUCAUUUGUCUUUUUAUUAACGCCUACUGCUAUGUCUUGUAUACUCAUAUCGUAGUUUGUGAGCGGUUUUGGCUCAGGUUGUGAAGCGACUAGUAAACCACAAGACUCAGUAUUGACCUACCGGUCUGCUCGGCCUAGACAAUGGUGGGAUUGUUAGCACAUCCUAUUCAUUUGUUUCAUUUACAAAUAAAAAGUUAUGUGCUAGUUUCACGUGGACCGUGGCAAAUUGGCUGCUUGUCCUACACAGGUUUUCGAAUACAGCCUGAAGUUUUGAGGAGUACCUCAUCAGUGGCUUGAAUUCUUGAGGAGCCCUUCAACGCACUCGGUAGCUUGAGGAACAAGAUCACUUGGAUGGGGCCCAAUUUGGAACAGCUACGAUGGAUUUCUGUGACGAUUUAACGAAACUCCUCGAUAUCUGUCAACACGUCUCAAAUUAUUAUACAUAUGUAUUGUGUUAAAAAAGGAAUAAAAAUUUUCUAAAAUUUUUUGUACCCUACUUGGUACUGUCUUCUACCUGUAACCUUUGGACUGUUCAUCGUAUCUCUAAUUCCUCUUACAAACUCGUAAACUAUGACUAACAAUAUAAUAUGUAUGCCUACGGCAGCAUAAAGUAAUGGUUUACACAAACUUUCAAAAUAUUGUACACCAACGAAGCGUGUAUCAUACAGGUGAUUUUGGGAAUUAAAUAAUUGCAGUCAAAUUUUUGGUAUAGUUCAUAAAUUUGUAUGUUUCUGGACGUGUUAUUUUUCUUAACUUCGAUUGGGUCUGUCAUAUUGUCGUCGGUUGUCAUCUAUGUUGUGGUUUACCAUUCACCGCAGUCUAUGCGUGGCUACCGAAUGUACAUUAUUCAGUUUACAGUAAGUAUGGCAUUUUAGAAUAUUCAGUCUUCAGCUUAUGAGUAUUUUUAAAACCUGGCAAGCAUAUUUUACUAUUAAUAUGAUUUUAGUCGUUUGUUCGAUUCGAUUUUCCUUUGAUGAAUAUAUUUUUAGUGUUACGAUCUAGCAUUUUCAUUUAUACUAGGCAUACUGGUCAACCCGGAUCCCUUGUUUCCUUUACCAUCGGCCGUCAUACAAGGAUGGUUUAGGUAUCUUGGAAAUUUUGGAGCUGUUUUGAGCGUAAGUAAUAGUUGUUGAUGUUUUUUGCGUACGUAAAUACAAUUAUAUUCUUCGCUUUUUUAUAAAACGAUUGUUAAAUAAAAAAUUAAGCUAAAGUUCAAAAAUUUCAUAUUUAGCUAAUUCUCACAGUUAACGCGCUUAGCUACUGUUUAUCAACUCAAGUCAGCUGUUUGAUGUACCGAUUCGCUGCGAUACAAAAUACUGAUUUUUGGCUGAACUUUGUUUCCUCCAAAAGCUCGUGGAUCAAUUCGUACAUCGUAUCUCUAUCAAUUAGUGUCUUGACAUAUUUUAUAUUUGCACCAUUGCAACCACCACAAGAUGUUGUUCAUUCAAACCUUUUACAAAAUUCAGCUUUGCUAAGCAGUCCAUUGCCGGACUUGCAGAACAAUUUGUUUUUGUACCUUGACUUUAGUACCAAAAAUGCUGUUCUAAGCGGAGGUUUUCUGAUUUUGGGAUUCAUUUUGACUGAAUUGUUUUCUGGAAGUUGUGUUAUAUUGGUACUGGUAAUGCUGGAAAGGAAGAAAGACAAGUUUUCACGAACUACUUUCAAACUUCAUCGACAGCUGACCGUCGCUUUGGCGGUGCAGGUAAGAAAAAGAGUUAUAUCGACCACAAACAUCAUGCAUGACUUUCAAUAGCCAUACAUGAUGUUUAUUGUCAAGAUGUCUGAGCUGAGAAAUCAUGGCUCUUACACCGAUUGUCAAAGCGUUAAAACCCAAAUGUGGACUAAAAUAUUACUAAAACAAUAUUAAUAAGACUAAGACUGUAUGACAAUAGAUGACUAAAUUGCAGCUCUUAACCCCGUUACUAUUCAUUAUACUACCAGGGCUAGGACUGGCGGCUGUGUUUAAGUACGGUUUAUCAAGCAACACUGGCAAAUUUUUAAUCAACUUUAUAGAGUUUUAUGGUUUUGCAAAUUCAUUAGUGACACUUUACUUCAUACGACCCUACCGAGCUCUUGUAAUAGCCCGGUUUCGACAGUUUAUGAACUUCAUUACGCGUGGAUGGGCGACAAAAGCUCAGAACGAUGUUGUGUUUGUUCAUGACAGUACGGCUGCAAAUUCCACUUUGUUUUAAACAUCAAAGUUUGUUUUCGAAGUUUUCUUGCUUGCCAUACGAAGGGCUUUGACUAGUAGGCAGUAUGAGUGAAUUUGAGAAUUUGUUCCGCUUUACAGGGAACAGUUCGAAAACUACUGCGGCUGUUGGUUAAGAAGAUUGGCUGA